GAAUUGUGAGUCAAUUGGGUGGACCGAACCAGUUUGUGGGAAUGCAUGUACGUGUGGGAGAUGGUAUUUUCAAGUUACGUGCGUCGAUCUUGGUAGAUGAUAUCUUUCAUCAAUUGGUAGAUCAAUUUACAGAUUUGUCUGUGGAGCAAGUGGAGGCCUAUGAAGGCGGAGUUGAACAACAUGAAAUGGAUCGCACAGAAUCCACUGAAUAUGAAAUUAAAUUAAGAAGUUUCCAUCCUGUGGUGGAUGAAUCUGCCAAUCAUGCUAAACCAAUCGAAGCGGGUAACAAUCGACAUAUUGAGGAUAAAGAUCCGAAUAUUGCGAGUCGACUGAAAUGUCAAGCGGGAGAUGACGUCACGCAUCGAUUUAGAAGCACAGUAGUCUACAUAGCAACAGAUGCACCGGAUCCAAGAAACCAUCCACUUUUACGCAAGAUCUUCAAGGUGUUCCCCUGCACAUUUAUCCUUUCAGAUUUCAUGAACGAAUUGGACGAUAUCAAGCAGUUGCAGGUGGUAGAAGAAAGGGUGAAAUUAGAGUCAUAUUUAAUUCCGAUGGUAGAUGCUAUGAUAUCUGCUCAUGGACAUACAUUUUUGGGUACACCUCAUAGUACUUUUACAAGUUAUAUUGAACGACAACUCCAUCCUGUGUAUACGGGUAAAGAAGUUCAGGUGAUGGGUCUAAUAGAUUAUUUGAAUUCCACAAAAUAGAUCGAUCGAAAUAAUCAUUUUCAAAAAGUAAAUAAAAAGUGGGUUACCAGGCGACAGUGGCAAUAAUUCGUUUUAAACAAUCGAUCGAAAAAAAAGGGAGUUUGGAAUUAUUUUUAAUUAUAAAAUGUUCUACUUUUUUUUUUUUUCUUCUUCUUCUUUUUUCUGUAUCAUAUUCUUUCCCUUCUUUUUAUUUUAUUUUAAUAUGUUUACUGAACCCUAUCCGAAUGAUAUGAAUUUUUCAUGUAAUAAAAUUGCUUUAUG
Mucor mucedo is the source of this 968-nucleotide messenger RNA. RefSeq lists its product as uncharacterized. The transcript has a single exon. The record is from RefSeq and is a predicted model, not a curated record. NCBI's taxonomy places the organism in Eukaryota, Fungi, Mucoromycota, Mucoromycetes, Mucorales, Mucoraceae. The coding region runs from base 42 to 707 and encodes 221 amino acids.